Eruca vesicaria subsp. sativa (arugula) is the source of this 1325-nucleotide messenger RNA. The record is from the annotation of a GenBank genome assembly. Lineage: Eukaryota; Viridiplantae; Streptophyta; Magnoliopsida; Brassicales; Brassicaceae.
AUGGCGCGAAAUCUGCUUUGGGUUGUUGUUGUUGUUGUUGUUGUCUCAUGUCUUGUUUGGACACUGGAAGCUAGUGAAGGAGAUGCUGAUCCUCUUUACAAGUCAUGUGUUGAUCAAUGUCAGAAAACUGGAUGUGUGGGGGAUACUUGCUUCCAUCAAUGUAAAUUUUCAGCUGAUGGAAAAGCCAUUGACGGUCCAUGGUACAUGCAAGAGCCACUUUACCUACGUUGGAAACAAUGGGAUUGCCAAAGUGAUUGUCAAUACGAAUGCAUGAUGACUAGAGAAGAAGAGAGGAAAAGAGAUGGAGAGAAACCUACCAAGUACUUUGGUAAAUGGCCACUCAAACAUGUCUAUGGCAUUCAGGAACCUGUCUCCGUUGCUUUCUCUGCUCUAGACCUUGCAAUACAGUUCCAUGGAUGGGUCUCUUACUUCAUUCUCGUUUACUAUCACUUGCCUCUCCAACCAAACCGGAAAGUUUACUACGAGUAUAACGGUUUAUUGCAUAUCUAUGCCAUCAUUGUAAUGAAUGCACUCUUCUGGAGUGGUGUCUGUCACAGCAGAGAUGUUGAAUUGACAGAGAGGCUAGAUUACUCUUCAGCUACAGUGUUGGCUGGUUACACACUAGUUCUAGCUGUAAUACGGUCUUUCAGUAUACAUGAUCAAUCUGCCAAAGUCAUGGUUACUGCACCUGUUCUUGCACUUGUAGCAACUCAUAUCAUUUACCUCAAUUUCUACAAUCUUGAUGAAGGGCUUCACAGGAAAGUUAUAUACGGUAUAGGAGGAGUAGAGCUAGUGGUGUGGGGUUUAUGGGCAGCUUUAACGUCGCAUCCAUCUAAGUGGAAGCUAAGAGCUUUUGUACUCUCGUGUAUACUCACAACGUGUUUGAGAAUGCUUGACUUCCCUCCUUACAAAGGCUAUGUUGAUGCUCAUACUCUUUGGAGAGCUGCAGGGAUCCCUCUCUCUUAUCUUUGGUGGAGUUUUAUCCGUGAAGACGCGGUUUUCAGAACUACUGUUCUUCUCAAGAAAUCAAAGUGAUGAUUGAAGACACUUUUUUCCUGUCUUUUUCCGGUGAGUUUCUCUCCGGUGUUCAGAAAGUUGUUUUUUUAGGUGUGUUUUCGCAGAAGAAGCAAAGUGUUUUGUUCUUCUGUGGUGAAAUCUUGUUAAUGUUUUUGGGGUCUUCUGCUCUUUAUGUUUUAUGGUUUUUUUUUUCUCUCAUGGCUCGUUGGCCGGGAGUUUUAUGAUGACUUUUCGAAAGUCUUUUUUGUUUUUUUUUCCUCAGUGUAAAAAGAGAAAAAAGAGAGUUAUGUUUAUAUGUUUUAUUUACC